This is a messenger RNA of Zerene cesonia (dogface butterfly), 1888 nucleotides long. RefSeq lists its product as uncharacterized. Lineage: Eukaryota; Metazoa; Arthropoda; Insecta; Lepidoptera; Pieridae. The record is from RefSeq and is a predicted model, not a curated record. The transcript has a single exon. The coding region runs from base 129 to 1706 and encodes 525 amino acids.
GUCACAAUCACAUAAGUUACGUAUUAACUUAGUUCUUAAUCUGUGAUCGCAAUAAUGACAUUUUAAAAAACGUUGUGAAUUGACAAAAUAUACAAAAAUAUUUUAUAGAAAUCAAUCCAUAUUUUAAAAUGCUGCGGUACUCAAAAGCAGGUACAACAGGAGGAAAAGGCAACACAGGUAUGUUUAUAGAGCGUGAUUCGAAUAUUUGCGCUGCUGGGUUGCCUUGUCUAGAUCGGAAUUCUGUGAAAAAUAUUCUUCCUUGUUAUUCGCUUCAAGACCAAGUUGAUGCUUUAUUGAGCGACACAAUUUACCCUGAUUCUACUUUUACUCCAACGCGAUUUACAAAAUUUAAAGAGAAACGUGAUAUGAGAAAUGCCGGAUUUUUUACCGAAGGGGCUGAACUCAUUAACCCACCAAUGAAAACUAAAUUCCAAACGUUAGUUAGUGAUUUCAAAAAUACAAUUUAUAGCUCAUAUUGGAAAAAAGAAGUCGGAAAAAUACCAGACCCAACAAAUAAUUUGCCAGAGGGUCUGAAUAUAUAUACGACAACUAUGGGAAAAAAGUACCCUAUUUCUUCAAAUGCUUAUGAUGUAGCUUUUCCAAAGAAUCCUGUAAUUGGACAAACCCCUAUAACGAAAGAAUGUGGUUAUCGUACUACUCGAAACUAUUGUUCAUUUAAUCCUAAUAAAACUUUUGGUCAGCCAACUAACGUAGACCCUUCAAGUAGACAAGUACAAUGUUGUUUAACUGAUGAUCGUAUUAGUCUAGGCUUGAAUUUGAAGCAUCCAAUUGGUUCAAAGCAUGCAAAUUUCUUAGAAAACAAUAAUUCAAGGCUUGGAAUGUCACUUUCACCUAAUAACAACAUCAACUGCGUGCCUAAGGGUUUUGCUUUUGGUAAAGUUGACGUCUUAGAUGGCAUCGGGGUACCCGAAUGUCUAACGACAUGUGAAGUAAAUCCUGAGAAAAAUUUAAUUUUAAAAUGCUUAGAGCAUUUGAACACGUUACGAAAAUGUAUGUCAAAACGCUUUGAAGGAAAUUUCUUUCCAAAAUUUAUUUUACAAUUAAGAUAUUUAGAUAAUCCUAAAACCGGAUGGUUGCAAAAAAAUAUUCUAUAUAACGAAUGCAAAUUAAAAUAUAUACGUUUCAAUCCAGAUCUUAUAGAGCCCCUUUUAUUGAUUUGGAACAUAAUGAAUGAAUCUCAAAUAGAGUAUAAAUCCUUCAUUGGUUUACUGAAUUACAGAGAACCAACUCCAGACUUACCGAAAAUAACAGGUAUUCCUGAAGAAUGUCUCGAUUUUCGCACGACAUAUGGAGAAAUGAUAAAAGAUGUUAUACAACCAAAUACUAGUUUAAUGGCGGGAGUUCCAUCAGGAAAAUAUUUUGACAAAGAUUUUCCAGUAACUCCUGAAGGAUGCUGCAAAGCAGAUCGAUCCUAUUUUCCUGAAGAGUCAGACGCCAAAUCGUGUUUAAACCCAAGUAUCUUCACAACAAUGGGAAUAAGUCAUCGUGAUAUGUAUUCUAAGCGUCACCCCAAAAUAGUAAGGGAAGUGUUCGAAAAAGCUGGUGAAAUAUUUACCGAUGAUUCGUUUCAUGCUAUUUGGAACAAGGCUAAAGAAUAUCAUUCUUCAGGUUGGGUUAGCUAUGAAACUUUUCGUCGGGCACUCAGAGAAUACACGAAUAAAAAUGAAAAAAAGGAAAAAUGUUAAGAUUUCACUUAAUAGUCUAUAAUGAAGUGCAAACGUGAUUUUUAAGUAACAUAAUCUUAAUGUGAAAUAUUAUGUUUGUGUACAUUUAUUAUUUAUGAAGUUGGAUAGAUUGUUUAAGUUUAUAAACUUAAUAUUAAUAUCGUAUAUUUUAAUGGUAAUUUAUUAUUUUGAUUUAGAAUAUU